Coccinella septempunctata (seven-spotted ladybird) is the source of this 710-nucleotide messenger RNA. RefSeq names its product 60S ribosomal protein L9-like. The record is from RefSeq and is a predicted model, not a curated record. Gene Ontology annotation, cellular component: ribosome; cytosolic large ribosomal subunit. Gene Ontology annotation, molecular function: structural constituent of ribosome; rRNA binding. The transcript has 3 exons. NCBI's taxonomy places the organism in Eukaryota, Metazoa, Arthropoda, Insecta, Coleoptera, Coccinellidae. Gene Ontology annotation, biological process: cytoplasmic translation. Bases 117 to 689 code for a protein of 190 amino acids.
GAAGAGAAAGAAAGGAAGUCUAUUUGUUACAAUUUUGUGAAUUUUUGGCUUUGUUUCUCUUCUAUGGAUUAUCAUCUCUUGUUUGGCUUGUUUUUCGUUCCCCUCGGCUGGAUAAAAUGAGGCAGAUCAGAAAUAAUCAAACUGUGAGGAUCCCCGAAGGACUCAAAGUAUCUGCCAAAUCGAGGGUAGUAACUGUCACCGGACCAAGAGGUGUUUUAAAAAGGUCCUUCAAACAUUUAGCCCUGGAUAUUCGUAUGGUGAACCCUAGGCUAUUGAAGGUAGAAAAAUGGUUCGGUACUACGAGGGAACUUGCCAGUGUGCGCACGGUAUGUUCCCAUGUUGAGAAUAUGCUUAAAGGUGUAACGAAGGGUUUUCAAUAUAAAAUGAGAGCAGUAUAUGCUCAUUUUCCGAUCAAUUGUGUUACUACUGAGAAUGACACAGUAAUCGAAAUUAGGAAUUUCUUAGGAGAAAAGUUCAUCAGAAGGGUGAAAAUGGCUCCAGGAGUAACAGUAAAAACCUCUCAAAAACAAAAGGAUGAGCUGAUCCUCGAAGGAAAUUCAUUGGAAGAUGUUUCUAGAUCAGCAGCUUUGAUACAGCAGUCGACAACAGUCAAGAAUAAGGAUAUCAGAAAGUUCUUAGACGGUCUAUAUGUAUCGGAAAAGACAACAGUUGUACAAGAUGAAAUUUAAAUAUAAGAAAUUUUAUAUAAA